GGGAGCUGUCAGCAGCCAUGGUGGGGGCUCUGGUCAGAGGAUGGCGGAGCCGGAGCUCUCCCCGAAGGGCUAAAGCCAAGCUUCUCAUCUCACAGAGUCAAGAUGUGCACCACUUGCGUCUUGAAGUGCCAUCAGCUGUAGCUAAAGUUGCAGCUCCCAGGACCACAGCCCGGCAUUCCCUCUCCCAAGUACGGACGACCAUGGAGCUCUCAGACAGCGAGCGCCCGGUCAGCUUCGGCUCCACAUCGUCCUCGGCCUCUUCCCGGGACAGCCAUGGUUCCUUUGGGAGCAGAGUGACCUUAGUUUCAAACAGCCACUUGGGCUUGUUUCACCAGGAUAAGGAAGCAGGGGCCAUAAAACUGGAGCUGAUUCCAGCCAGGCCGCUUUCCAGCAGUGAGCUGCAGAAGGAUAGCCCAGCUGGGCAGCAGAACCUGGAUGAGGGCAGCAAUGGGCAGCCCCAGGCCCAGCACCUCCUAGUGGAAACAAAUGGGGCCACCAAGGCAAGUGCAGAAUCGGCCACCAGCCCCAAGCUCCUCUACGUGGAUAGAGUAGUUCAGGAAAUCCUGGAGACUGAAAGGACUUAUGUGAAAGAUUUAAAAAGCAUCGUGGAGGAUUACCUUGACUGCAUCAGCGACCAAUCAAAACUCCCUCUGGGGACAGAAGAGAGGUCAGCCCUUUUUGGAAAUAUACAGGAUAUCUACCACUUCAAUAGUGAACUUCUGCAAGAUUUAGAAAACUGUGAAAAUGAUCCUGUGGCCAUAGCAGAAUGUUUUGUGUCCAAGAGUGAAGAGUUCCACAUUUAUACCCAGUACUGCACUAACUAUCCAAGAUCAGUGGCUGUGCUCACAGAGUGCAUGAGGAACAAGAUGCUGGCCAAAUUCUUCAGGGAGCGUCAGGAAACUUUGAAACACUCACUGCCACUGGGAUCCUAUCUCUUGAAACCAGUUCAGCGGAUUCUCAAGUAUCAUCUCCUUUUGCAUGAAAUCGAAAAUCACCUUGACAAGGACACAGAAGGCUAUGAUGUGGUGCUUGAUGCUAUCGACACGAUGCAGCGAGUAGCCUGGCACAUCAACGACAUGAAGAGGAAACACGAGCACGCGGUCCGGCUGCAGGAGAUACAGAGCUUGCUCACUAACUGGAAGGGGCCAGACCUGACCAGCUACGGAGAGCUGGUGCUUGAAGGCACCUUCCGCAUCCAGCGGGCCAAGAACGAGCGGACGCUCUUCCUCUUUGACAAGCUGCUUCUCAUCACAAAGAAGAGAGAUGACACGUUUACAUACAAAGCUCACAUCCUGUGUGGCAACCUCAUGCUCGUGGAGAUGAUUCCAAAGGAGCCGCUCAGCUUCAGUGUCUUCCACUACAAGAACGCCAAGCUGCAGCACACAGUUCAGGCUAAAUCCCAGCAAGACAAACGCCUAUGGGUUCUGCACCUGAAGAGACUGAUCUUAGAGAACCACGCAGCAAAGAUUCCUGCUAAGGCCAAGCAAGCAAUACUUGAAAUGGAUGCCAUUCAUUACCCAGGCUUCUGUUACAGUCCUGCCGGAGAGGCGAAAGCAUUCUGUGGCUCUAAAGACGGUUCUACUCCAUAUCGGCUGAGAAGAAAAUCUGAACCUUCCUCAAGAUCACAUAAAGUCUUGAAAACCAGUGAAACAGCACAAGACAUCCAAAAGGUGUCCAGAGAAGAAGGGUCUCCCCAGCUGACUUCAGCAGGGCCAUCUCCCGCCCAGAGGAACAGUCAGCCAAGCAGUUCUGCCAUUAUCAGUGCACUUCGAGGGCGUGGAGCCAUCAGAAACCUCUGGACGGACCACCAGAUCAGGCAAGCCUUGUUUCCCAGCCGCCGGUCCCCACAGGAGAACGAGGAUGACGAAGACGAUUACCAGAUGUUCGUGCCAUCCUUUUCCUCUUCAGACUUGAACUCUCCCCGGCUGUGUGAGGAUGGCCCUUCAAGUCGCCCUUGUAGCUGGCAUAUGGGACAGAUUGAGCCUACAGAGGCCACCGGCUCGGGCCAUAGGGUUGUUAGGCGGGCCAGCAGUGCUGGCGAAAGCAACACGUGCCCUCCUGAAAUAAGCGUCAGGGACAGUGGUGGCUGUCAGUACAGCCCCGGAAAAGAACUGCAGAAUGGCUCUAGAAGGGAUGGGCAGGACGGAAUGACUCCCUUUGGGUCGUCUAUAGAGUUGACUAUUGAUGAUAUAGAUCAUGUCUAUGACAACAUAAGUUAUGAGGACUUAAAACUAAUAGUUGCUAAACGGGAAGAAGCUGAGUGCACUCCCCCCAAAUCAGUCAGGGACUCUGUUCGCCCCAAGAGCACCCCUGAGCUGGCCUUCUCAAAGAGGCAGGCUGGCCACGGGAAGAGCUCUCUGCACACAAAGAGAGAUGGGGCUCCGACGGGCCUCGAGGCAUCGAACCAAAGCACGCAGGAACUCGAGGUGGUUGAGGAGAACAUCUAUGACACUAUAGGCCUCCCAGAUCCACCCUCGCCGGAUUUCAAAGGCAGCAGCCUGCCGCGUUCCAAGAGGAGCACCUUCUUAGGUCUGGACGCCGACUUUGCAUGCUGCGACAGCCUGCGGCCCUUCGUCUCCCAGGACAGCCUCCAGUUCAGCGAGGAUGAAACGCCUUACCCCCAGGGACCCUCAGAGAACGACUAUUUGAGCUUGCUGUAUAACUCCUUCAGCUGUAACUUGUCUCUAGGAGAUAAGUCUAUAUCUGAUAAACUGUCUGAAGAAGUAGACGAAAUCUGGAAUGACCUGGAAAAUUACAUCAAGAAAAAUGAAGUCAAAACUAGAGACCGGCUCCUUGCGGCAUUUCCUGUUAGCAAAGAUGAUGUGCAAGACAGGCUGCGCUCGGAGAGCACCCCUGAGCUGAGCAGAGACGUGGCGCGCUCCACGCUCUCGCUGCCUGCGGGCCCUGCUUGCCUCACGUCCCUCAAAGACAGGCCCAGCAGAGCCAGACGGGCCACCUGCCUGUUCGAAGAAGACCUGAUUGCCAAAGAGGGCUCCUUUCUGAGUCUGAACCGGCUCUCUCUGGCCAGUGAAAUACCCGCCAUGGAAAAUCCUUAUGACUUGGCUAACAGUCGUCUGUCCCAAACAGAUCUGGAACCCCCUGACCCUGGGAUGGAGGCCACGGAUAAGACAAAAAGCAGGGUUUUUAUGAUGGCGAGGCAGUACAGUCAGAAGAUCAAGAAGGCAAAUCAACUUUUAAAAGUGAAAAGCCCAGAGUUGGAGCAGCCACUGGCCAGCCAGCAGCAUAAAUCUGUGCACAGAGAUCUGGCUGCCAUCCUAGAAGAAAAGAAGCAAGGGGGGCCUGGCAUCGGUGCCAGGAUUGCUGAGUAUUCCCAAGUGUAUGACCAGAUUGUAUUCAGAGAGACUCCCUGUAAGCCUCAGAAGGAUGGCUGGGCCAGCCCUCAAGAGCCUUCCAACCUCAGGUGUGCAUCACCUUCCCAGGCCCAACAAGGUAGUCAGGAUUGGCUUUUGCACUCCACCUAUAGUAAUGGAGAAUUAGCAGAUUUCUGUUCCCAGCCAGAGCAAGACUUGAAGUCAAAAUAUUCCACUUUAGAGGUCAGUACAAAAAGUACUCCAAGACAGUUGACCACAGCUUGCUCCGUGCCCUCCCUUCAAAUGUCCGACCCUCCGCUGGGCUCCAUGCAGAGACACAGUGUGGUAGUCAGCCAGCCCCACAAAGAAAACCCAUGUCAGGGCCACCUUUACAACUCUUUGGGCCGGAAAGGAAUCAGUGCUAAAUCUCAGCCAUAUAACAGGUCUCAGUCAUCUUCCUCCAUCUUGAUAAACAAGUCCAUGGACUCCAUCAACUACCCUGGUGAAAUGGGAAAGAAACAGGUGCUGCCUCUACACAAAAGUUCAAGGUGUGAGAGUCACCAGGAUUUGCUGCCAGGUAUUGCUGACUCAUGUCAACAGGGAACUGAAAAACGCUCAGAUCUCAUACUCCAAGACUCACAGAAAGUUCUGGUAGUAAAUAGAAAUCUACCCUUAAAUUCCCAAAUAGCUACACAGAACUAUCUUUCCAAUUUCAAAGAGACUGAAGAAGAUGAAGAUGACUAUGUAGAAAUAAAGUCCGAAGAAGAGGAGUCGUCAGAGUUAGAGCUCUCUUACAGUCGAAGAAAGGAACCUGACUCCAAGAUGAUGGAUGCUGACUUUUCUGGUACCGUUGGCAGCAGUGGCACAUCUUACCCUUUGAAUACGCCGUGCACUCCAAAAAGGCCAGUAAGUGGCAAGCUUGGCAUUUCACCGUAUCUGACAUCAUACAGCGAUUCUGACAAACUGAAUGACUAUCUCUGGAGGGGGCCGUCUCCCAGUCAGCAAAAUAUUGUCCAGUCUUUGAGGGAAAAGUUUCAGUGUCUUAGUUCAAGCAGCUUCGCCUGAGGUUCUUACAAGGACCUGCCAGAAGUAACUUCUCAUUAUGCUCCUAAGUCACAGUUACUGAGAGGUAUUUUAUAUGUACCAGAUUAAAACAAUUUUGUAAUAACCAGAGGUGUAAAAUAGACUUUCUUUUACCGCACAACUUUUUGAAAUGGCUGACAAUCCAGCCAGGAUUUUACUGUAGCAAAUGUCAGCACCUAACAGUAGGUUUUCUGAUGCUGAUUAUCAUCAUAUUUCAUGUCAGUCAGUCUCACUUGAAAAUUUUUAGGCUUUUUUUUAACAAUGUGGUCAGAUAUUUUUUCCCAUAUCCUGAUAGCAUUAAGAAAUGCAGUAAUCCUUUCUUACUAUCCAGAAGCCAUGAUUAGUUUUAUCCUAGGACUCAAAGGCAGCAAGGAGCCUUUUUCACCUUUUAAAAAGGAAAGGAAACUAAAGCUGUCUGGGGGAUUAUGCUUAUUCUGUCUAGCAUUCCUGCUACAUUUCUGGCAAAACCCUAGGAUAAUAACUUAAGCUAGAGAUCUCUAGUUGGAGUAUAGUCUAUAAGUACCCAUUUUAGGGUUUCUGUGCUGGUUUUCCUACAAUGCAGAAAUUGUGUAACUUGGAAAUUAGAAUGUAGCACGUCCAAUAUUAAACAGAAAUCCUUACCCGCAUUCCUGGACAAUGCCUGGGGAAUGUGCUGCUCAUCAUGUUUAUGAAUUCUGGGGUAGAAUGAAUGAUUCUGUCAGUGGCUUAAAGAAAACCAACUCUAAGAAAAUACAAAUUGACUUAACUGCUAGAAAGGUGAGUUGACACUAGGAACAAUUUUAUUUUUAUUUUCUCCUAUUAGAGUUGGAUGAGGAUAAUAGAACCCUUUAUACUAUUUUUGUGCUUAUCUCUGAUCAGUACAAAGUAAACCAUAAGCUCAAAUAAAACAAAGCAGUUUGAAGUUACUCUUCCCAGAGAGGUUUUUCAUUAGUACGUCGUGAGAUUCGUAGUCAGUCAAAAGAUCUGCACAUACCCUGGAGGCUUUCAACAACUGCAAUGAAAUUUAUUUUCUAAACCACAUAAAACAUGGGGCCUUCUCUCAUUGUUUUGAGGUAUAUAUAAGAAUAGAACCUUUGGCUACUAAGUUCUAACAUCUUCUAUGUGGUAACUAUGGUCUUUAAAUAGUGGUUCCUUGUGAUAUUAUGUACUACUGUGAGACUUUAUGGAAGGAAACUGAAAAACAAAAGCAAGACCUUGUGAGUAAAAAGCAAAAUCAAAGAAACUAAAGAGAAAAAUGAAGGCAAAUUUAUGGCUACUUUAUAAAAAUAUUCUAUUUUACUGAAGACUCUAGUCAAUACAACGUGAAUGUUCUCAGACCCCUUUGUAUUCUCAUUUUAAGCAGUUUUAUAUUCUGUGCCCCCUUCACCAUCUUUCAGUUUUCAUUUUAAAAGUUACGAUAAUAUGUGUAGAGAAAGGGGAUCUAAGUUUAUCAUUUAAUGAUAUUAAUGAUAUUAAUGAUACUGAUUUGAAUCAGGGACAUCUUAUCAACAUUCUUUUCUUCACCAUAAAACAUAAAAUGGGACCGUCCUCAUUUUACAAACAGGUACCUAAGGCAUUCGUUUUUUUUAAAUACCACAGAAUAACUUGUUUCUUGCUUUGCUAUACUGUUCUUUCACCUUGUAGCUUGUAAAACAAAAUCCAUAUUGAAUAGCAUGAUUUUGAAAAUAUUUCUUCCUUCUGGCCUUUCUUUAAACAUGGUAUGAGUUUUUAAGAUUUAAGCAGGAACAGAAAAGACAAGCACUGUAGGAAAGUAUGUCCCUAGAUUGCUAGAGGUACUUAGAAGUGCAUUUGCAAAACAGUCACCUGAUUUUUCUUGUCCCAAGAAUACAGUUCCCCACUUUUGCUUUUUGGUUCAUAUGAUCCAAAUUCUAUAUUGUCCGUAUUAAUGUGGCAUCUUACACUCAGAUAUCAUUGAUUCUUCACACCAGUUUCUUGUUGCACGGCUUUGAUGUCACCUGUAGGAAUACUCUGCUGCAGGAAGGUGGAUGUCUCACUGUAUAAAAUCUGUGGUUGUCUUCAAAUUCUAGGACAAAUCUUUAGUUUUAAUGAUCACCUCUGUCAUCCAGGAUGCAGAUUUUGAGAGCUGUGUAUAUAUAAUCAUGUUUCUAUUUUUCUUCAAAGUUGUCAAUUAAGGGUUUUUGUUUAAAAGUUCCUUUUGGAGGUGGGGAAGGGAUGUAUAUAGUUGGGAAGUUAUUUGUACUUAACAGUAUGUCAAGUUCUUAUUAGGGCUCUGUGCUGAAGGUUCAGUUGGUUUUUUUAUAAGUUCACCUUUCACCUACUCUAUUCUUCAUGCAAAAACAAUGCAUCUAGGAAAACAUAGUUUAAAUACUGUAUAUAAGAUAAUGAAAGUUAGUAAUGCUCAUUAUUUAAUAAAGUUUGUAAAGUACAAAGUAA
Molecule: messenger RNA, 6788 nt
Organism: Manis javanica (Malayan pangolin)
Lineage: Eukaryota; Metazoa; Chordata; Mammalia; Pholidota; Manidae
Gene: PLEKHG1
Product: pleckstrin homology and RhoGEF domain containing G1
Molecular function (GO): guanyl-nucleotide exchange factor activity; small GTPase binding
Source: RefSeq, a predicted model, not a curated record